ACUGCUUUCCAUUUCGUUCUAUACACAAUUCAUUGCACGAAUUAGGAACAAUCAUCGCCUUUCAGAAAUCCAUGAAAAGAUAAGCCGCACACAAGUCGCACGCGACAUGAGAUCGACUCGAGGCCAAUGAGAUUGGUAUCACAAUUACAUCCCAGAAUGACGCUGCGUACUCGAGACGGGUUCGCCUAUCAUUAGCUUACAUAACGACAGAUUAGUACGAGUGCUUGUAUAAAUCAUUGCGUAAAAACUCGUGGAAACUUUUAGUCCGUGGCGAAAAAGAAGAUCCCUGAAGUUCGCGGAUCAGGUGGAGACUGAUCCUUAAACGAUCUCUCCCAACAAAACGUCCUCGUUGUCUCUAUGAUGACUGAGGGAACGUCAAAUUAAGCAUGGCGGAGAAAUGUGCAAGCACCAAUGACGGAGAUUGUCCACCAGUGAAGAAAGUCAAAUUGGACGAUGGAAGCAGCAAUGUAGUUGAGAACAAUUUGGGCGAGAAUGAUAUGAGUGAGACAGAACUGAAUCUAUCAGAUUUCAAAGUGACUAGAGUGCUGCAGAAUAACUGUGCUCGAAAGUUGAUAUGCAUGGAAGGGACAUUUGAGAAUCGCGAGGGUCAGGCGGUCGUUCUGCUUGAGCAAAAGAGUUUUCCUCAUGACAAGGUGCUCUUGGAGAAAGAUUUCUUCGAUGGAAAGACGACCUUUCGAAAGAUAUUCACCAAUGAUGUCUACAGAAAUUACAAUUGUUUUCCGACCGAGGAAAAUAAUGGUCUACAUGUGACUGUGAUAUACCCUGCUUCUCAAACACACAUCGAUAAAUAUAAAAGACAAGAAUUGUAUGUAAUAGAUGAAACCUAUGAACUUUAUCAGCAGGUCACUCUCCCUUACAUUGAGUCAAUGAGUCUGAGUUUGGAGUGGAUUACUAAUAUUUUGGAACACAAAGCUGAACAAGAAAGUAUUAUUUAUGAGGAUCCUGACAAGGAUAAUGGUUUUGUAUUAGUAACAGAUUUUAAAUGGGAUAGACAGAUGGAUACAUUAAAGUUAUUGGCAUUGCCAUUUAAAAAAAUAAGAUCAUUGCGAGAGUUGAAUGGAUCUCAUCUUCCUUUAUUAAAAAAUAUACGAGAUGCUGGAACGGCAGCGAUUAGUAAAAAGUUUAACAUACCUGUGUCUCAGCUUAGAAUAUAUUUCCAUUAUCAGCCAUCAUACUAUUACCUACAUGUGCAUUUCUGCUAUCUUAUGUUUGAGGCACCAGGAAUAUAUGUGGAAAAAGCGCAUCUUUUAUCAACAGUUAUAAGAAAUUUGGAACUAAUGUCGGACUAUUACACGAAAGCACUACUUUCGUAUGUCGUGUUUAAGGGAAGUCCACUUUAUGAAAAGUUUAAAUCGCAUGGAGCUUUACAAACGUCAACGUGUGAAACACAAGAAACUGUAAAUAUAGUGUAAAUAAGACCGCUUUACUUCCAGAAAACGUAAGUUAUAUUUUACGUUUGUAUACAACAAAAAAUUGAUACGUAUUCUGUUUACUGUUUAAAAAUAAGAAAAGACAAUCAUAA
Messenger RNA from Trachymyrmex septentrionalis, 1543 nucleotides. It is a transcript of the gene Dcps, whose product is annotated as m7GpppX diphosphatase. Bases 387 to 1433 code for a protein of 348 amino acids. Lineage: Eukaryota; Metazoa; Arthropoda; Insecta; Hymenoptera; Formicidae. Gene Ontology annotation, biological process: deadenylation-dependent decapping of nuclear-transcribed mRNA. Gene Ontology annotation, cellular component: nucleus; P-body. The transcript is spliced from 5 exons. The record is from RefSeq and is a predicted model, not a curated record. Gene Ontology annotation, molecular function: RNA 7-methylguanosine cap binding; hydrolase activity.